Messenger RNA from Caenorhabditis sp. 36 PRJEB53466, 4888 nucleotides. Lineage: Eukaryota; Metazoa; Nematoda; Chromadorea; Rhabditida; Rhabditidae. The record is from the annotation of a GenBank genome assembly.
AUGGAUAUGGUAAGCAAUUGAAAAAAUGAUUAAAUUCGAAAUGUUUCAUUUUCAGCCAACUGAGAGUACGGGUUCUUUUAACGCAUCCACAGUCGCACCUCCAGUCCUGAGCACGUUAAAUGAUAUGAUUGUAAGGAAGUUUCAAAAAAAUAUUGGAGAUCGUGCAACUUUAAACUUUUAGGGACGUGAAAUACUGAUCACCACAGACGACAACAAACGCUUCACCGGUGUUCUUACCGCUAUCUCCCAAGAUGUGAGUGUCACCUGCCACACACCAAGUCAAGUAAUAUUUCAGCUUGCAUUCGGGAUGCAUUACGUUUCCGAGAUAACAAAAGAAACGGAGAAUAACUACCUGAAAACACAGAAGGACUCGGAUAAAAAAGUUUUUCCGUUCAGUGACAUUGCCCAUUACGUUUACAUUACCGAAGAAAAGAAGGGACACAAAUUGAGUAAGUAUUGCGAGGAUAGUCGGCUUGAAACAUGCGCUCAUUUUCAGCUAGCAAAUUUGUCACUGAUCGUCAGUAUCAUGGAGAGCUUCCAAAGGAUGAUGAAGAACUGGAGCUGUGGGACGGAGGAGAAGAUGAAGAUAUUGGUGGUUCUAUCGAGGACCAGGACCACUCUGUUGUAAGAAGAAGGGUAUUGAAUGAAUCUAACGCACGUUUUCAGGCGCAGCAUGCUUCUCAGCAUAGCCGUCGUGUAAAUCAGAACAAUGGUUCUGGCUGGUCAGUCGAUGACAUGUUCGCAGUGAACCAGAAAAUGAACGUCGUCUCGACAUUCAAAGAUGACUUGACUCAGUACACCACGUGAGUUUCCUUCUCUCCUCAAGUAAGUGCUUGUUUUCCUUCAUAUAGUGUGGAAGUUGUCGGCACCGAAGAAGAUCGGGCUCGAGCUGAAAGACUCGCCCGAGAAAUCGAAUCGAAUCAGUCGUCCAAGUUCUACGCGAACCUGGAGAACGACGACGUCGAACGAGAUCUGGACAGAACGACUCAUGAAGAGGAGUUCGAUAACGGAGGCAACCACCGCCGUGGAAACAACAAAGGGUAAGCUUUUUCAACGUCAUCGCCGUCAGCUUCUCAAUUACGAAUUUCAGAAAUAACAGCUACAAUCAGCCGCCACAACAGCGACGAAAUCCGAAUGUUGCUCCAAAUGGUCAGCCAGUGAAUCGCAGAGCCGAGGGGCUCAGAAGUGACCGUCGGAACAGCGGCAGUUCUUCUGCGAACAACAGCCGUUACGGUCCGCCGGCUCCAGCACAGAACUAUCAGCAACAGCAACAACAGCAAGUUCCGAAGGGCGGCAAUUACAACAACCGUCGGCAGAAUGAGGAGUACCGCGAGAAUGGUACGUUUCACUACAGAGUACAGCGCCCGCGGCAAUCCCUCUCCGCUGAUUAUUAUCUACUCUCUCCUCGAAAUAGCGUCUGUUCCUCUUCCUCCUCGUUUUCCUCCGUUUCUAUCCAUCAUUUUUUGUGUGUCCGUCGUUCUUUUGUCUUGACCCAUUUCGCAUGACAUAAUGCGCACCGCUAACUAUUGAUGCAACCGUUUUCUCUUUCGUCCGCAAACAGCCACGGGAAUGGAUCGUUUCGUCGCCGGCAGUUGCCUUCUUGCCUACUCAGCUGAUUUAUUGACCAAUUUUCAAGACAUGAGAUUUAUCCAUUUUCCACCGAACGGGAAGCCAAACCCCAGCCCAUCUGCCCUCUUUUCCUGUUUCCGGUGAGUUCUCACCGUUCUCACCGUUCUCUAUGAUCUGCGUCUCUUUUUUUCUCUUUCCACCUCUGCUCACUUUGUCUGAUUCAUCGAUGCAAACCACUUCCUCUCGCGCCUCGCUUAUCACAAGUUGUUCUUCUCGAAACCGUGUCCUCCAAUCGAUUGGGGCGCCGCUCUCUCCCACUUUCCGAUCGGCCGUGCUGCAAAGUAACACGUCAUCGAUGACUGCCUGCAUCGUCCGCCCGUCCCGCUUGCGGCAACACCUCUCCGCUCUCUUUCCGUCCGCUUCUCUCCUUUUGCUCACCUCUUUCAGUUGGCCCGCUGUCCGCCCCCGCCUAUUGAAAGUAACUGUUCUGCCUGCGUCUCGUCCUUGUUGCUAUCAUCUCUUGUACUGAAUCAGCCAUUCCUCUCACUGCGAACUAGCUGUUAGCGGAAUUCAUCUCGCGCCUCCAUGUUCAACGCUUAUUCGCAUUUUGCGAUUAGAUAUCUUUAUCCGAUUUACUCUUUUUCAACUAUUUUUCGACGCCAAAAAUCGAAUAUUCUGUCGAUCUAUAUCAGGCAGCAAACGGACACAGUUUCGAAACAGUCCAGCGCCUAUUGACACGCUCAAAGCCAAGCGUCCAAGUGGUUUGUAAUACACAUCACAUCAGCUGAUCUUUUUCUCUGUCCUUUCUCUUCUUUUGCGAACACGGAGGGCGAGCAACACUGGCUGUCCGGCAGUCUGUUGUUCAAACAAUCACUCCUCGUCGCUCCACUGAUUUUUUGUACAUUCUCCAUGCGUCAACACCAUCAUCGGAAAACAUUUUUGUUUCAGAUUGGCAAAUGGCCAAGGGGAAGGGUCAGAACCAAGGUCACGAUCAAUCGUUCCGUCAUCAACAGAAGCAAAUGCUAGACCCGAGACCAAGUCCGAAACAGCCGACGAACGAAGUGGAGAAGGGCCCUGGUUCAAGUUCCCGUGUGGCGGAUCUGAAGAGCUGGGGCAACGACUUCGCCAUUGCCACGUCACCGAAAGAGCAGUCGCCAGCUCCGGGAUCCACUCCGCCGGUGGCUCAAGGAACAUCGGGCAGUGCAUGGAACCGUGGACCACCGAGUUCGCUCGUUUCCAAGGGAUCGUCUACCGAGUCGACUCCACCACCAGCGGAAGCCGAGACUCUCGCUUCCCAGACCUACCAGACUCCGGCUGCUGCGUCCUCGUCGAAACCAGCUAAUCAGAAGAAAGGUUUUUAUCUUCUUAGCAAAAUUAUCCACCCAAAAUUAGUUUCAGAAGAGACGCCGUCUACAAGCGCUGAAGAGCAAGAAGACGAGGAUGGAAAGGGAGCGGAUGGUGACAACAUGUCCACCACUGACGCAUCGGAGACUUCGUCCGUUGUUACUUCGAAGUCCAGCUCCUUCAAAUUCAACAUAAAUGCUCCCGAGUUCAAGCCGCGUGUGGCUCCAGCUACGCCGACUCCAACGACGCCAAACGGACCUGCUCCGAACAUGAACCCUAUCCCACCACAGCAGUUUGUGCCCCAGGAAUUCCAACAACAGCAACAUCACCCGGCAAUGAUUCCGCAAGGAGGACCGCCUGGUGCUCCAAUGGGAAUUCAAGGAGCCAUGGCGCCGCACAUGGGACCAGGAGGAGUCCCUCCUAACCAAACCCCGCAGCUUAUGAUGUGGACUCAGCAGCCGGGACAACAAGGAUAUCCAGGUGCUCAGCAGUUCCCAAUUCAGCAGAUCCCGAUGGCUGGUGUUCCUGGACAAAUGUACGGAGCCGCUGCCACUGCUCCAUCCACUGUGUCGAACCAACAACAGCCGACUCAGCAAAUCCCGACGAGUGUGACUCAGACCGAUGGAAGACAAGGGAACCCACAGCAUCAAAGAGAAGGAGAGUACCGGGAAGCUCAGCCAUGCUUCUACCCGUACUCUCAAGGUGGACCAGCAGUUGUGCCAAUUGCACAGCCGUUCUUCCAUCCACAGUAUCAGGCAGGAAUGCAGCAGACACAGUAUAUGAAAAUGAUGCCGCAGCAAGGACCACAAGUGCCAUACCAACAACGAUUCCAAGCACAACAAGUGUACAUGGUCCAACAAGGAGGACAAGGUCCUCAACAGAGGUAUCAGGGACCACCGCAGCAGCAACCACCACAUCAGCACGGUGGCGAGCAGCAGCAGCAACAACAGGGAGGGCCACAGUCGCAUCCGAACAGCCAACCGACGACUCCGGGGCCACGUGGGGACCAACAGAGCAUGAGCGGACCGAAAGCAACGCAACAGGGCCAGGUGAGUCGGAGGGGGACAAAAUUGCAUGGUUCUGCACAGCCUAGAUAGUUUUCCCAGCACGACAUACAUAUUUUCGCUCCGCUGUCCUGUUAUGUGAUUGUGCUUUUUUCAGAAUGGAAUGCACCGCGAGCCAGAAGGCGGAAGCAACGCCAGUCUCAGUGGAUCGAGCAGCUCGCAGUCUGGAAAACGUAGCGGUUCCCCGCAGAACAACAUUCCACAGCAACAGCAGCAGCCACCGCAACAGCAACAGCAAGCACAACAGCAACAAGGAUUACCGCACGGAGGACCACCUCAGAUGAUCGUGCCUCAAGGACACAUGGCUCCAUACAUGGUGGUCCAACAUCCACAGAUGCAUACGCCUAUUCCGGCUUCUUACUAUGCGCAGCAGGCAUGUUUACUUUACUUUUUUUCUGAAUUCGAAUCGUCUGGUGGUUUCGAUAUACGAUUUGCCUAAGUCAUUUUGAAUUGUUUGUAAAUUGAUGUUUAUUGCAGUACUAUCCAAUGAUGGUUCCUCCACAAAUGCAAAUGCAACAAAAUCAGCAUGGUACAUUUCUGGUCUUCUAACUCUAAUCGAAUUUCAGUAUUUUGCAGGACAGCAGAGUGUGAUGGGAGAGAGGGCUGAUCAGGGAUUCCCGCAAGCAACUUACUUUGACUACCGCAAUAUGCCUCCAAUUUAUCAGCAACAACACCAACCGCAUCAGCAGGUCCACGGAGGACACAUGUCUCGUCAGAACUCGCUUCAACAACAGUUCGGAGGCAAUGGCCAAGGUAAAGUACCUCCCAUCCAGUUUGUACUAACCGUCUCCCCAAGUUUUGAAGGUGUAAAUCUACCGUCGCAACAAGGCCCGCCUCCUCAACAACAACAACAGCAACAGCAACAGCAAGGCGGUCUAGCACGGGAUCAACAGCCACAAAGUGCUCAGUAG